AUGACAAAUUUAACGUCACCAGAAUUUUUACUCCCUGAUGUUGAAUCAGUUACAUCAUUACCUCAUUGGUUACUAAUGCCAUUUAUUACGAUAUCAUUUAUUGAAAGUAUUCUUGGCAUUGUUGGAAAUACUCUUGUUAUUAUUGUUAUAUCAUGUAUUGGUAAAUCAAAUGCACCACAUACACCAUAUAACUGUUUUAUUGUUAAUUUAGCAUUAAGUGAUUUAGUUUUAUGCCUAUUUACAAUGCCUUUAAAUACAUAUAGAACUCUAAAUACUUAUAUGACAUUUCCACCUGCAUUUUGCAAAUUAGCUGAUAGUUUUCCAGCAAUAAAUGUAUGCGUUUCGUCAUUAACUAUAGUUGCAAUAUCCAUUCAUCGUUAUUUGGUUGUUUGUUAUCCACAUAAGAAACUAAUUGGAACGUUUUUGACAUUUAUUAUUAUGAUUGGAAUAUGGUUAUUAGCUAUUGCAGCAGCUAGUCCACUAUUUAUAUAUUCACGUUCAUCAAAAGUUUAUGAUGAAGUUGUCGUUGAAACAAUGACUAAAAUUGCGUGUAUUAAUUCAAUAGAUAAAUUAUGUGAAGAAAAUCAUUAUAGAACAUAUGGACGUUUACAUGUUUGUCAUGAAUCAUGGCCUAAACAUGGUGAUUGGCGUCUUGUAUAUACGAUAUUUAUUUUUUUUCUUCAAUUUAUCCUUCCUAUUUCAAUUAUUUGUAUAACUUAUUAUCAAAUUAUGGUUAAAUUACAAGAACGUUUUCGAUUUCGAUUUUUGAUCAGACGUCAUAAUAUCGUCUCAUUACGUCAUGAAGUUAGUCGUCAAAGAAGAAAUAAUGUCCUUUUAUUACUCAUUGUAUCAUCAUAUGCUAUUAGUUGGUUACCAUUUAAUAUUUCAUAUACUGUGUUCACUUAUGCAAAUCGUUAUCACAUUGAAGCAGGCAAUGAUCAGACGCCUCAUGAAAAAAAAGUAAAUGAAUUAUCUAAAUAUCUUCCAUUACGAUUUUUACUUUGUAUGAUAUCAGCAAUAGCAAAUCCAUUUUUAUAUGGUUAUUUUAAUGAAACAUUUAAAGAUGGUUUAGAAAAAAUCUUUUCAUUAUGUUGUCGACAUAUGAAUAGACGUAUAAAUGAAAUGCGUUAUAAUCAAUCAAAUAUUCCAACAUCAAAAGUAACAUUAAAAAAACUUCAAAAUGUUGAUUUUGGAACAAAAUGA
Molecule: messenger RNA, 1203 nt
Organism: Rotaria sp. Silwood2
Lineage: Eukaryota; Metazoa; Rotifera; Eurotatoria; Philodinida; Philodinidae
Source: the annotation of a GenBank genome assembly